AUGAAGUUGGUACUCAUCGCUCUUCUGGGCUUUUCCGCCGCCUCGGCUUUUGUCGUGAAGAACCAAGAAACACUUGUCAUCUCAAGCGAAGCUGAAGUUCUGUCUGGAGAAGCCUUAGCUUCUUACGUCAACGCAAAUCAGAAACUAUGGACUGCUAAGAAUCCCAACUUGAGUGAGGAGAAGCAAAAGGCCAAGUUGAUGGAUUUGAUGUACCUCGAAGCCCCAGCUGCUGAUGAAAUUGCUCCUGAACUCCAGCACAUCCAACUUGACGACAUUCCAACCUCUUUUGAUGCUCGCAAACAAUGGGCACAGUGUCCCAGCAUUGGAGCCAUCCGUGAUCAGUCUGACUGUGGUGCUUGCUGGGCUUUCGCAGCUGCUGAAGCUAUGUCCGAUAGAACUUGCAUCGCUUCCAACGCAAAGGUCAACCCAACUCUCUCUGCUGAUGAUAUUCUUUCUUGCUGUGGAAGUGCCUGUGGAAAUGGAUGCAAAGGAGGAUAUCCCAUUCAAGCCUUUAAGUUCUGGAAUAGUCACGGAGUCUGCACUGGAGGUCUCUACGGUUCUCAUGUUGGUUGCAAGCCAUAUCCAUUUGCUCCAUGUGGAAGCCACGCUAACGAGCAAGCAUGUCCAGAAUCAGAAUACGACACACCUAAAUGUACCAGCACUUGCUUAGAAUCUAGCUACAAGAUCAGCUAUAACGAUGACAAGCAUUAUGGAAAGACCGCUUAUGGAGUAUCCAAGAACGUUGCUGCCAUCCAAAAGGAAUUGAUGAGUCACGGUCCAGUUGAAGCAGCCUUCACCGUUUACGAAGACUUCUACCAUUAUACCGGCGGAGUUUACGUCCACACCGGUGGUAAGCGCCUCGGAGGACACGCCGUCAAGAUUGUCGGAUGGGGAGUUGAUAAUGGAACUCCAUACUGGAAUAUUGCCAACUCAUGGAGCACUACCUGGGGAGAAAAAGGAUUCUUCAGAAUCAUCAGAGGAGUCAACGAAGUUGGAAUUGAAGGAGGCAUCGUCGCCGGACUUCCUCGAGUCUAA
Auanema sp. JU1783 is the source of this 1035-nucleotide messenger RNA. The record is from the annotation of a GenBank genome assembly. NCBI's taxonomy places the organism in Eukaryota, Metazoa, Nematoda, Chromadorea, Rhabditida, Rhabditidae.